GUCGUACUUAAAAAAUGAUGCUAAAGUAUGUGUCAGAAUGCACGAUGUUUAUGAGCAGCAAAUGAACGGAGAAAACAAACUCUCGACUCAUCAAGUGUGUUGCUGCCUAAUCUGCUGGUGCCAAUUUUUCGCUAUCUUCUUUCGUUGCAUAUCCGCAAAUACAUUGUGCUGUUCAUAUCCGUACACUUACACUACCACUUUCGUAUCAUUCACAUUUCAUUUGGUUACAAUAAAAGUUUCCGUACUAUUGUCAUCAACAAUGAACCCGAAUUUCAACGACACAAUAAAAAUGGAAGCGACCGACGAAUGGCAAGCUCAUUUUGGUAAUGGUGAUGUGAAUUUUGAUGUGAAUUUCGAUGCGGGACAUAUAUUUUCCGAGCCACUUGAAGGUGAUCCCGAUGAAACGGAAAUCAUAUGUGUUUAUAUGGACAUUCAAUUGCCCAUUGAAACGCUGAAAGUUUUGCUACAAGAGAAAACCAAAAAAGAUCUAUCCGACUAUGAUGUUUGGUUGCAAAAUGUUCAGAUGCUCGAGCCAUUCAAAACGCUGGUCGAUCAAUGUGUCAAAGGUGAGGGUUUGGUGCAAGUGAAUGCACAAAUUUUGGAUGGACCCAAGCGAAUCAACAUUGCCGAUGUCGUAAAACCAACGGAAGAAGUGGUCAACGCAAUGAAAAAUGAGCAAGGCGUCGGUCUCGACUCAGACAUUGUUAUGAAUGACAUUGAACAUGGUGCAAACAGCAAUGAUUCAUCGGAUGCAAUCGCAGUAUCGAAUAGAAAUGCAGUCGUGCAAUCGUUGAACGAUAACGACGAGGAGGUGAAUCAGGAAUUUGUGAAUUGGGUAGUGGACAAGAAGUUUUUAGUGGUGAAAAAACAUCAAAAUAUUCCUGACGAUCCGAAAAAUUGGUCCGAGGAUCAUGUGCAAAUUUGGUUGAAAUGGGCUGUCAACCAAUUUGUCUUACGUUUGCAGGAGAAUGAUUGGCGUAUGACGGGCAAGGAAUUGUGCGAAUUGUCGUUGCAUGAUUUUCAAAAGAAAAUUCCGCGCGAUCCGGGCAAUAAAUUUUGGACACACUUAGAAUUGUUGCGUAAAUGUCAGUUCAUUGCCAUUCCGGGUGACCCAAAAUCGGCCAACGAAGACGACGAAGAGGUCACUAGUAUUGAAAAUGUACGCGAAAAGAAUGCCAUUUUCAAGCGGAAUGCAAAAGUCAUCGGUAAAACGAUAAAACCAGCCAAAGCCAUCGGCACCAUUGAUUCAGCGAUUGUUGAAACACUUUCACCAUCGAAUCAAGGAAAUCGUACCGGAAACAAUGGCCAGAUUCAGUUGUGGCAAUUUUUGUUGGAGAUUUUGACUGACAAAGAGCAUCGCAACAUCAUCCAGUGGCAUGGCAAUCAGGGUGAAUUUAAGCUGGUUGAACCAGAUCGUGUGGCAGCACUUUGGGGAAAUCGCAAAAAUAAGCCAACUAUGAACUAUGAGAAAUUAUCACGUGCCUUGCGCUAUUAUUACGAUGGUGACAUGAUCUCGAAAGUGAGUGGCAAGCGAUUUGUCUACAAAUUCAUCUGCGAUUUGAAGCAAUUGACGGGGUACAGCGCACAACAGUUGUCUGAUCUCGUCAACAGUGUUCCGAGACAGCCAAAGGCACGUCGAUACCCAGAAAGUGCAACUAAUUAAGAUUAUUCAUAGCGAAUAUGAUUUUAUUUCGAUUUUUAUUUUAUCGCUCGCAUCCUUUCUAAGGAUAAUUUUUAUCAAACUCGUUUGUUUAAGCAUUUUAUUUUUAAGUCAUAAUCAAAUAAGCUAAAAGUUAUUCUUAUGAAUAGAUAUAUAAUGUUUAAAAACAGACCAUAUUUUCAAUGGAUAGAGUAUUUUAAUUAAAUUUUAUUAAAAAGACCAAAAGUUCA
This is a messenger RNA of Sitodiplosis mosellana (orange wheat blossom midge), 1890 nucleotides long. Its product is annotated as DNA-binding protein Ets97D-like. The record is from RefSeq and is a predicted model, not a curated record. The coding region runs from base 38 to 1663 and encodes 541 amino acids. The transcript is spliced from 4 exons. Lineage: Eukaryota; Metazoa; Arthropoda; Insecta; Diptera; Cecidomyiidae. Gene Ontology annotation, biological process: cell differentiation; regulation of transcription by RNA polymerase II. Gene Ontology annotation, cellular component: nucleus. Gene Ontology annotation, molecular function: sequence-specific DNA binding; DNA-binding transcription factor activity, RNA polymerase II-specific.